CGAAUCACAAGUCAAAGGGGUCAGCAGCGACAGCCAAAAAUGUCGUUCCGGCCCAAUCUUCGUCAUUCGCAUACCGUUGAUGUCACCUUCAACAACCCCAACAGCGCAAUCGCCCGCCAGUCCUCAACUACUUCAUCAGCCUCUUCAGGUUACUCCAACGCAUCCGACAACAGCACCAGCACCUCGUAUACUUCAGCCUCGAGCGGGUACGGGUCUUACGGUCAUAAGCGCGGACGGAGCGAUGUGCUCGCACGCGCCCGCACCUUCGAAGUCGGAGAGAUGAACUCCAAAAAGCCCGAACCGGCCAAUAUAUACAGCUCUGCUCGCCAGUCGCUCCGUCCCCUGCCCCAAGCGCCCGCGGCGGCUCCAGCAUCGAUACCAUCAGCCCCGAGCACGCCACCGCAUAAGCAGCAGCGCCAUGAUCGUGGAAAAAGCGUCGAUUUUGGCAAGCUGGCCAUGUCACACAGUGAUGGGCCUUCGUCGCCAAAUUCGCCCUCUCGACACGGCAAUGUGCGACCAAAUUCUAUGCUGCUAUCCCGCUCCGACUCAAUGAGCAUAAGGGCCGGUGCUGGGACCCAACCGAGCCACCAUCAUAGCUCGAGCACUACACAUAUCGGCCGUCCAGACCUGGAAAAACUGGGCCGUUCAACUACGAGCCAACUGAGAACACUCUCCCGCCUUACCGAGUCUGAAGCCGUUGAUGGCUUCAACGUUACUUCGCCGGCGCAAGAGGUCGUCGGUCUCCGCGGCCGACGACGUUUGCAGCGGUCAGACAAGUCUAAUGGUGGCCGUGGCCCAAAGCAAGGCAAUUAUGGCUGGGAAAGCAGCAAGUGGAUAGACAAGCAACGCCAGUUUCUUCAAGCCUACGAAUACCUUUGCCAUAUUGGCGAGGCCAAAGAAUGGAUCGAGGACGUCACACACAAGACACUUCCGCCUAUUGUUGAACUCGAAGAGGCUCUACGAGACGGCGUCACCCUCGCACAGGUGGUUGAAGCCCUCAAUCCCAAUAAACAUUUCAGGAUAUUCCAUCAUCCGCGCCUCCAGUACCGACACUCUGACAACAUUGCGAUUUUCUUUCGAUACCUAGAUGAAGUAGAGCUACCCGACCUCUUCCGGUUCGAGCUCAUCGAUCUUUAUGAGAAAAAGAAUAUCCCAAAAGUAAUUUAUUGUAUCCAUGCACUGAGUUGGUUGUUAUUCCGACUCGGUAUCGUCGAUUUUCGCAUAGGAAAUCUGGUUGGACAGCUAGAAUUCGAACAUCAUGAGCUGGAGGAAAUGCAGAAAGGCCUUGAUAAGUUGGGCAUUAACAUGCCGACCUUCGGCGAUAUGGGUGCAGAUUUUGGCGUGCCAGAGCCAGAACCUGAGCCGCAAGAGACGGAAGAGGAACGAAUUGACCGAGAGCUGGCCGAAAACGAGGCAUCUAUAGCUGAUUUCCAGGCGCAAGUCCGAGGAGCAAUGACACGACUGAAACUCGGCGAGACUAUGCAGAAGCUCUGGGACCAGGAAGAGUUUCUGAUUGACCUCCAAUCGCGCAUUCGAGGUGACUUUACUCGCCAGAUCAUGGGUUACCGACUUCAGAUGAGGCGAUUUGCCACCCAACUGCAGAGUGCUUCCCGCGGAUUUUUGUUGAGACGGAGGCUGGAGAAUUCUGAUAGAUUCUGGAAGGCUGUCGAGCCAGCUAUCCUGGAGCUCCAAAGCAUGAUCAGGGCGAAGAAAGCUCGCCACGAGGCACGGGAGGCACGAUCUACUCUGGCCACCUGCGGAGGGCCAAUCAGAGAGAUCCAGGCAGUCUCCAGGGGGUUCUUGUUCCGCAAAAAGCUCGUCGCUCAACGUCAAGAAACGAAGAAGAGCUCUGGCGAGGUACAGAGACUCCAGGCAGCUGCUAGGGGGUUCUUGUGCCGCAAAAACCUCGUUGCUCAACAUCAAGAAGUCAAGAAGAGCUCUGGUGAGGUACAAAGACUCCAGGCAGCUGUUAGGGGGUUCUUGUUCCGCAAAACCCUCGUCGCUCAACAUAAAGAAACCAAGAAGAGCUCUGGCGCGGUGAAAAGACUGCAGGCAGCCGUAAGGGGAAUGCUUGUCCGAGAAAGCCUCAACCAGGAUCGUCAACUGCUGCAUGCUGAAUCGCCGUCGAUUGUUAGCUUCCAAGCUGCACUCCGGGCACAGCAACUGAGACAACGAAUUGAGAUCCAAAACGAGCAUCUUCAGGCUGCAGCCCCUAUGUUCACUAAGAUUCAGGCGUUUGCACGCGGCCUUGCGUCUCGGGCUGAGACCAAGGCUUUGCGUCAAGAGUUGAAGAAGCACCGAGCCGAGGUCACCCAACUCCAGGCCAUCGUUAGAGCGGGAGUUGUACGGAAAAACGUAAAAGCAGAUCUUGAUGCUUUGGAGGAGAACUCGGAAGAAAUUGUUUCGCUUCAGUCUAUGAUCCGGGGUCUGUUCGUUCGGGAGCAGAUUCUUGCAGACAGAACUGAGCUCGAUAGCCACGUCUCCAAGACGGUCGGCUUACAAGCCGGUAUCCGUGGCUUCUUGUACAGACGUCAGCAUUCCGCUUUGCUUGAGGAACUGGAUUCUCACUAUGAUAAGAUCGCAGCAUUCCAGGCCAUCCUGAGAGGAAUCAUGGAACGGGGAAGAGUUGGUGAUUUGAUUGCAGAGUUAGAGGAAGAGGAGGGAUCAAUCGUUGAGGCCCAGUCUGCUAUCAAGGGCUUCCUCGUUCGAGCCCGGUUUGAAGAAAAGCGACGAUUCUUCAACGAGAACAUGCAAAAGGUGGUCAAGAUUCAGAGUUUUGUCCGUGCCAAGGUCCAGGGAGAGGCUUACAAGAGUCUUACCACGGGGAAGAACCCCCCGGUCGGCGCUGUCAAGAACUUUGUGCACCUUUUGAACGAUAGCGAUUUCGAUUUCAACGAAGAGAUCGAAUUUGAGCGCAUGCGCAAGACGGUCGUUCAGCAAGUUCGCCAGAACGAAAUGCUGGAGCAAUACAUCGACCAACUUGAUAUCAAGAUCGCGCUACUGGUCAAGAACAAGAUUACUCUCGACGAAGUAGUACGGCACCAACAUAACUUCGGAGGCCACACCAUGGGUCUGCUGGCCAACUCAUCCAUGUCCUCUGGCAACCAAUUUGAUUUGAAGGCGCUCAAUAAGGGUUCAAGAAAGAAGCUUGAGUCGUAUCAGCAGUUGUUCUUCAAUCUCCAAACACAGCCACAAUACCUCGCUCGACUCUUCCGUCAUAUUCGCGAGCAAGGAACGUCCGAGAAGGAGAGCAAGAGGAUAGAGCUGCUCAUCAUGAGUCUUUUCGGAUACGCCCAAAAGCGCCGAGAAGAAUAUUAUCUCCUAAAAUUGGUUUCUAGGUCAAUCAAGGAAGAUAUCGAGGGGUGUAAGACAUUCCAAGAAUAUCUUCGUGGAAACUUUUUCUGGACAAAGCUGCUCGGCAACUACACCCGAUCCCCUCGCGACCGCAAGUAUUUGAGGGAUCUCUUGGGACCUCUGAUUCGGGACAAUAUUGUGGAUGAUCCUGCUCUGGACCUUGAGAGCGACCCAAUGCAGAUUUACCGGUCUGCGAUCAACAACGAAGAGCUUCGAACGGGUAUGCCAGAUCCUCGCCCACUCGAAGUUCCUCGGGAAGUGGCCAUCAGGGACCCAGAGACCCGAAGACUUUUCAUCGAUCAUCUUCGCGACCUCCGAGAGAUUUGCGAUCAGUUCUUCUUGGCAUUGGAGGAUCUCUUGCACAAGAUGCCUUAUGGCCUGCGUUUCCUUGGAAGCCAGAUGUUCCAGUCAUUGAGGCAACAUUUCAAGAGGGAGGCCCCCGAGGUGAUACUGCAGCUUGUCGCCAACUGGGUGUGGAAAUCUUACCUCCAGCCUGCUUUGAUAUACCCCGAAAACGUGGGUGUAAUUGAAAAGGGAUUGAGCCCUCUUCAGAAGAGAAACUUGAGCGAAGUAGGCAAGGUUGUCGGGCAGAUUGCUUCUGGUCGAGUUUUCGGAGGCGAGAACAUCUAUCUCCAACCCCUCAACGCUUUCGUUUCCGAGUCUAUUGAGAGGCUGGCUCAAAUCACGGGAGAGUUGAUUUCCGUCCAGGAUGCCGAGAGCACUUUCGAUAUUGACGAGUUCAACGACCUCUAUGCCAAGAACAAGCCUACCUUGUACAUCAAGAUGACGGAUGUUUUUGCCAUUCACAACCUGGUCGCUGCUGAGCUCAACUACAUGUGCCCGAGCCGUGACGACGUUCUGCGUGAGAUUAUGCACGAUUUGGGCAAUGCUAAGAACAACGAGAGCGAGAUGAAUGCGGUUGGCUCCUCCGAGAUCCACAUGUUCCUGACGCCAAAGCUCCACGACAUUAAUGAUCCGGAGGCCGAGGUGAAGGCGCUGUUUAUGGAGACGAAACGUUGCGUCUUGUAUAUUAUACGAGUACAAACGGGCGCGAACCUCCUGGAGAUCCUGGUGAAGCCGAUCACGGACGAGGACGAAAUCAAGUGGCAGCAGAUCCUCCGAGACGACUUCAUGAACGAUAACAAGACUCGUGGAGCGUACUCGGAUGCCAACAUGGUGGACGUGACGCGAAUGUCGUACCACGAGCUCAAGCGCACAGCGCUGGAGAACGUGAUGCGCUUGGAGAAGUGGGGACGCAUCUCGAAGCACAACUACUACCAGGACGUGCUCAAUGCGAUUGCUGUCGACAUCCGCAGCAAGAGUCGGCGGAGAGUACAGAGACAACGGGAGUUGGAUGGUGUUCGGAUGACCUUGUCUAACUUGCACGACAAGGCUAAGUACCUGGAGCAGCAGAGGAAGAGCUACGACGACUACAUUGAACAGGCGAUGGCGACACUCCAGAACAAGAAGGGCAAGAAGAGAUUCCUCCUGCCGUUCACAAAGCAGUACAACCACCAGCGCGAGCUCGAGCGCAGCGGCCGGGUGCCCAAGUUCGGCAGCUACAAGUACAGCGCCCGAGCCCUCCUGGAGAAGGGCGUCCUCGUCUCAUGGAACGGCAUGGCCGACUGGGAAAAGAUCAACCUGACCAUCUCGUGCGACGAAGUGGGCGUCUUCGCCAUUGAGGGAUCAAAGGGCCACAUCCAGAUCCCGGGAGCGAGUGCGCUUGUGCCGAUCGAGGAUCUGCUGCAGGCCCAGUUCGAAGCCCACCAGUUUAUGAACUUGUUCGAGGGCAACCUCCGACUCAACGUCAACUUGUUGCUGCACCUGCUGUACAAGAAGUUCUACCGAACACAAUAA
Clonostachys rhizophaga is the source of this 5211-nucleotide messenger RNA. The record is from the annotation of a GenBank genome assembly. Lineage: Eukaryota; Fungi; Ascomycota; Sordariomycetes; Hypocreales; Bionectriaceae.